CGGUAACCUUCCGCCACACGCAUACGGCCGAGCUACCUCCUCCCCCGCAGACGGCAGCGCCGCCGCCGCCGAAAGACGACCGUCCUCUGCAUACUUUUUUGGCGGAAUGUUCCGGCGGGGGGAAUUUUAAUGCCUGAGCUAACCGUCCUCCAUCUAGCGCUACUCUCGGGUAGUUUGCCGAGUGUGUCUUUUGGUGACGAGCUGCGGCGAGGGGCUGUAUUAAUCCGCAAGGUGUUUCUCGGUGGUCUUUCCCAGCCCCUCUCUGGAUGCAUCCAGCUCCUCUGCCCCCGGGCCCUGGUCCCGGUGCGUGACCCCGCCGUCUUCCCCGCUGUCCCCCUCGGGGACCAGCGCCUUCCCUCCGGCCGAGCUCUGCCCGGAGGCGGGGGGCCACGGCGACAUGGUGGCCUCCCGCCGACGCGAGCCCCUCGCCAUGAGCGGCGGGACCACUUCGGAAGAAAGGGUCUCACAGUCGGACUGCACCCCGCAUCACUUCAAGCCUUUCAGCUCACACGCGCACUACCAGCAGGUGAUGUGCGCAGUGAGUAAACUCCAGAAGAGCGGAUUCUACUGGGGUGCAGUGGGGGGUCGCGAGGCCAGCUCCCUACUCCGCUCGGAGCCCCCGGGGACCUUCCUGAUUCGGGACUCGUCAGACAACCACCAUUUCUUCACUCUGUCGGUGCAGACGGACCGCGGCACCAAGAACCUGCGCGUCCACAGUGAGGUCAGCGGCUUCUUCCUGCACGUUGACGCGCAGUGCGCCCAACAGCCGCCGCGAUUCGACUGCGUGCUCAAACUCAUCGCGCACUACAUGGGCAAAGGCCCCGCUGAGCCCGGCUCUGGCCGCACCGCCUAUCUGAUCCACACCGGCGGUGAGCGGAUCCCGCUAGAGCUGCGGCGGCCCCUCUUCAACUCCCUGUCGUCCCUGCAGCACAUGUGCAGGAGGACCCUGAACAGCCAGGGCCUUGGCGGGGCCGAGCGGCUGCCGCACACGCUCAGAGACUUCCUUGAGGAGUACGACGCCCCGAUAUGACUAAGUCGGCGGACUCGGACCGGUUCUCGGCGGGGGACGUGACUGUGAGCAGAGGUAAUCGGUCAACCUUCUACCGAUGACUGACUUAGACGCCGAGCGGAGCCUCGUAGAAGACUAACAAGAAGAAGCGUCUUGUGUACAUGCGUUCACACGGGACCAAACUCGACUUUUUUUUCCCUUUUCAAUCCAAAACCGGCUGCAAAAAUACACUGUGAUGAUCAUCUUGCAGAUGGAGCAAAGCGAAAAGCGGGAAAUGGGAUUAGGAAGGAGACUUUAGAAGUCGGGGGGAGGUGUAGUCGUACAAAAAAAGACGCAUUGAGCUUCGAGGAAAUGACAGUUGGACGCCCCAGAGCCAAAAUGGCGUCAAGUCUUAAGUUUUUUUUACUUUUUAUUUGUAGUUCUCAUCUCAUAAAAGCACGCACGUCCCAAUUCUCAUAAAGCGGAGAUACAAGGGGUCCUCGGCUUAUGAUGCAACCGGAGUAAGAAUGAGCCAAACCACGUCUUCGUGAUUACAGUAAAUAUUUAUCUGAACACUACAUCUCUAGAGCAAUCCAAUGAAAAACGGUAAGCAAAAUAGUUUAUUAAAUGUCCGAAAUUUUAAUCUCAAAUGUUUUUAAGCGAGGACUGCAGCCAGCAAGGGGUCCUCAUUUUCUCUCAGAUAUCUGUUCCUAUAGGAACACAAAUUUGUUGGCAAGCGAUUUCUAAACUAUUCUAACUCGGUAGUUACCAAAGUAAAUAAUCCAUUCAAAGACUCACAAAGCCUUCGUAAACCGAGUGACCCAUUGUACUUGCUUUUUCAUCUGACAGUAUACAAAUCGAAGAAUAUAUAUAUAUACACACACAAGUGCAUACAUAGACGCAUGAGUGCUGCUCCACAAGGUGCGUGCACUCAUUUAGUGUCCGUAUCAUUAAUUCAUCGCGCCCAGCCGAAUGACUUCAUCAAUGGCCAGCAUUGAUUAGUCGAUUUAAUACGGCGCAUUUGUUAAAAGGCUGUAUCAAAUAUUAAUAAUGAACCCAGACGCUCAAUUUUUUACACCAAGUAUCCUUUCUACCCUACAGGUCACAUUGUUCAGUGCUAUUUGCCGCAUUUCAAAGUUUACCACUAAGCUAAAAAAGAGUCUACGACACUCUUCGACAGAUAACGGCAUCCAAAUUAACGCUGCUUUGAAUAAUUAGGACACAAAGACGUGCCUGAGAACAAAAAUUCAUAUACAGUGGUACCUUUACUUAAGAAAUUAAUUGGUUCUGGAAUUAGUUUUGUAACUUGAAAAUUCUGUAAGUAGACGCUGUUUCCAUGUCAAUGCCCUAAUCCGUUCCAAGCCCCCCAAAAUUCAGACAUACUCUAAUUUUCAGACUAUAAGCCGCUACUUUUUUCCCUGAUUUUGAAUCCUGCAGUUUAUAGUCCAGUGCAGUAUAUUUGCUGAUUUAUUUCGGUUUAUAGGCUAGGGCUGCAGCUAUCGAAUAUUUUAGUAGUCGAUUAAUCGAUGGACUACUUAGUUCGAAUAAUCGAGUAAUCUGAUAAGGAACAUGAUAAAUCAAAAUACCUGAGCUGAGCCUCAAACGGUGUGUAAUAUAUAUAUAUAUAUAUUUUUUUUAAAAGGAUCUAUGUACAACAAAAGAACAAUUGGCUAACUUACAGAGAAAAAGUCCGCUAACUUAAAUGCUAUAAAAUGCUAGUUUUUUUUUUACAAUGCUCUUAAAAAAACGGCUAAAUAUACCUAUAAACUAAAUUAUGAAUGCAUUAAAAAACAUUAGCUCAAACAAAAACUUAGCUUAUGUUAGUCUUAACAGGGAGCAGUUGGAUUCAGCCAUGUGAAAAAAAAGCAGACCAGAGGGCAGUGUAGCCACCCUAAUCAAUAAAACUAAAUGCAAACACUUUCAAAAUAAACCAUUACAAUGCCAUUUUAAACGAAUACUCGAAGCAACAAAAUUGAAUUCGAAUAUUUUUUUCUAAUCAAAUACUCGAGUUAAUCGAUUAAUCGUUGCAGCACUAUAGGUAACCCUUCCUUUGACAGAGGAUAGGCAUUAAUGACAUUAUCAAUUAUGUCACUCCAUUUAUGUCCUGCUCGGAUCUUCACGUCCAUUCAAAAGUGAGAUCAUUUGCCAGAUGACACAAAAUGACAUCUGUCAUAAGCAUUCAUUAAUGCUCAUGGAAAUGUCAUGUCAUAAUUAUGAUUGUCUUAUGACAGUUUUAUGGUGCCACUGUCAAAUAAAGUGUUACCAAAUACCAUACCUAGCAAUUAAUGAAAUAACUGGAACAUUAACUGAAGAAAUAAUUGGCACAAAACAUUCAUUUUGAUUGUUAAUUACAUCUGUAGCGGUGCAAUGCAUGUUAGGAGGCAUGUUGGACGACAACAGUGUUAGCAGCAGAGGUUUAAUGUCUCCCCCAAGGAACCAGUGAUGGCCAAAUGAAGCUUCUUGAAGCUUUGCAGCCAAUUGGUUCAAAGCUUCAUGGUGGUUCAUUUGACUUUAUGACAGUUUUAUAAUGCCGCUGUCAAAUAUAGUGUUACCAGUUCAUAUCUUUUGGUGUAAAUAUCCUAUACAACAGUCAGGACAACUGCGGUUUAUAGUCCAGUGCGACAUACUGUAUCUAUGAACAAAUGCUGUUUUCGUGUCAAAUUCUGUGGGCCCAGCUUAUAGUCGCGAAAAUUAUGGUAAAUCUUUUAUAAUGCAUAACAAUGUAUCAAAACAUAACAAAUAUGUUACAAUUAGAUUAUUGCACAAUAAACAUCAAAUCAGAUUUGAGCAGAAUGUAAAAAAACAAGAAUGAAAGUUGAUACACUCAUGUAAAGCUGUCAGAACACGAGGGGCAAAUGAAGAGGACGCUUGGAUACACACAUACACAUACAGUAGCGGUCUCUCUUAGCCAAUCGAAUGUCAGGAAUGUUAGGCAAUAGCCAAUGGCAGGGCAGCUAUAACAUUGGUCCUUAACCUUGCUAAAAGUUUCACAUGUGGAUUCACCGAACCCUUCAGAAUUAAGAUAACAAAGCCAUUUUUUUUUUUCCAAAUUCAAAACCAAUAUAUCUAAGCUAGCAAGCUAAUAAUUUAACAAAUUCUCAUUCAGAAUGCAUUUUGACAGCAUGUUUGAUAAACAGGUCAAAAUUUGAGACCACGCUGCCCAUUGGUCUGUUGUAUUAUCUCAUACCAAGUACAAGUCAACCUUCCACUGAGCAAACCAGUUCCUCCUCCCAUCAGAUCGAGGAAUAGUAGUAAAUGAAAUGUAUGUAUCUAAAAAGCCACUUUGCCUAGCGUACGAAAACAGGGCUCUGUGUGUCUUUACCUUCGCCGAACCCCUUGGACUUACGCACCGAACUGCUGAGGUUCGGCCGAACCCAGGUUAAGAACCACUGAGCUAUAAGUGUGUUAUGUUCAGGACACUCUGGGAACUGCGGGUACCAGGCAUAAUCUAGUUUUGCCUUUCGUAUCCUGAAAUUUCUUUCGUAACAAGAGGCAAUAUUUUCCCGUUGAGGCGUGUCCUAACCUGAAAAUUCUGUAUGUUUGUAAGUUGAGGUACCACUGUAUAUUUUAGAGGAAUUGGGAUCGUCGAACAAGAAACGUGCUCGGUAGGGCCCCUGGAAUGUUUGGGGAAAUUAGCCUCGCUAACAAUUUCACCAAAAAAUGUGAACUUAAAAGAAAUUUAAAGACACGUUGGAUGCUUCAUUGACAACACUGUUAGGGGCACGGUGUCAAAAUUUUGACAAUUUGGAGGAUUUCAUGUGAAAAAGACUGGCCAUUAAUGAAUGUAAUGAAGCUUUAAUUUACAAUAGGCAGCAAUUUCAUUGAACAACACAAAUUUGGGAAUGUCUAUUAAAACUAGUGUUGCACUGAUACUAGUAUCGGUUUAGUACCGAUACGGCACUAAAAUGAUGUCAUCCGUAUCGGAGGGUCCACUUCAAAUGGAUUGAACGUCUAGUCCCGUCAAUGGCAAUCUAUGACUUAAGCAGUGUCUGACCAAGCCAUUAUAGCAAUUACUUCACAUUCAAGUAGGUCAGCUGCAACUAUUGAUUAUUUUAGUAGUCGAUUAAUCCAUCAACUAGUUAGUUCGAGUAAUCGAUUAAUCAGAUUAGGAACAUUGAAUACGUUGGAGAAUUAGAUGUAAAACCAAGCCUUGCUAAGAUUGCACUUUCAAAAGAGCGUUAGAUAUAAAAAAUAAAUUAAUUGAAUUCCUGAGUGUUUCUUCAAACUAUGCAGAAUUACACUUUCAUUUAAAAAUAAAUUAAAAUACCUGAGCAUAAAAUAAUUGAGGAUCAAAGUGAAACAAAAGAACAAUUGGCUAACUUGUAUAGCAAAAGUCUGCUAGCUUAAAAGCUAUAAAAUGCUAACGUAUUUUGACAAUGCUCUUAACAAAUGGUUCCAACACAUUAUCCCCCCCAAAACGGCUAAAUAUACCUAUUAACUAAAUUACAAAUGCAUAAAAAACAUUAGCUCAAACAAAAACUUACCUUAUGUAGGUCUUAACAGGGAGCAGCUGGAUUCAGCCCUGUUAAAUAAGUUAUAUCAUAUUCACUGCUCCCACUAGAGGGAUGUGUAUCCACCCAAAUCAAUAAGACUAAAUGCACACACUUUAAAAAGAAAACCAUUACAACGUCAAGCUAAUUAAAUGAAUACUCGAAGCAGCAAAAUUUUAAUUCGAAGCUUUUCUAUAAUCGUAUUCCCGUAAUUUUCUAACUUUAAGACGCUACUUUUUUGCUUCAUUUUGAAUCCUGCAGCUUAAAGUCCAGUGCGGCUUAUUUGUUGAUUUGUUUGGGUUAAUAUGUAACACUUUAUUUGACAGCGGCAUCAUAAGACCAUCAUAAUUAUGACAUGACACUAUUAUGGAUAUUACUGAAGGCUUAUGACAGAUAUCAUUAAGUGUCAUCCGGCAAAUUAAUUCACUAACUCCAUUUAUGUCCAGCUUGGAUCUUUUACAUCCAUUCAAAAGUGAGAUAAUUUGCCGGAUAACACUAAAUGACAUCCGUUAUAAGCAUUCUUUAAUGCUCAUGAUAGUGUCGUAUCAUAGUUAUGACAGCUUUAUGACAGUCUUAUGGCACCACUGUCAAAUAGAGUGUUACCAAAUACCAUAACUUGCGAUUAAUGAAACAACUGUAACAGCAACUGAAGAAAUAAUUAGCACAGAACAGGAAUUUUGAUUGUUAUUUCCAUCUGUAGUGAAUGCUAGGAGGUAUGUUGGACUAUAACAGUGUUGACAGCAGGUUGUAGCAGCAAGGGAGCAGUAUUGGCCAAAUGAAGCUUUGCAGCCAGUUGGUUCAAAGCUUCACGGUGGUUCAUUUGGUUACCGGUUAAUAUAUUUUGGUGUACAUAUCCCAUAAUACAGUGAGGAGAGCUGCGGCUUAUCUAUGAACUAAUGUUGUUUUCGUGUCAAAUUUGGUGGGUGGCGGCUUAUAGUCAGGUGCGCCUUAUUGUGCGAAAAUUACGGUACUCGAGUUAAUCGAUCGUUGGAGCUCUACAUUCAACUGCGUAUGCACCUAACCUUUUAAAAACAUGUUACCGGUACAGUAUCGACAUCACCCGAUUCAACACACACAUCAGAAUCUGUUUCCGAGGCCAAAAAAACAAUGGUUUUGGUGCAACACUAAUUGUAAUAGGAAAACAAACCUAAAAAAAAAAAAAAAAAAAUCAUUCCUGAAAGUAAACAGCAAGUCUGACGUUUUGGUUCAAUGCAGCCGUUGUGAAAUCAAGAAACCCAACAACAGUAUGUUUUUUUUCUAUUCUAAUUUUUCCCCCCUGUGAAAAGUUUGGUCCAUUCUUAUUUUUCCACUCGUACCUCUAGACAACACUUCUUCCCCUUACCUGCAAAAGAGGAACUCAUUUUUAAUUUUUUUUUUUUUUUAACUUACUUUAACAAUCGUGUUUGCUGUUAAAACAAAAAGAAUUACACUUUGGAAGCAGCGAUCCACUUGGAAGCUAACAAAAAAAAUGUUUUGCGCUGGUGGACCCGUCAACAUCACGUCAUGUGUAUGUAUGUGAAAUCAUUUUGUCUUUUAUAAAGACUCUACUUAACCGCAGCAAGCUGAUGGCCACUUAGUGUGGCACGACACAAGCUGUAAUCUCUCAACGACAUCUACAACAAAAACGCCAGAAGAAUAAAUGAGAAAAAAAAUGGAACGUUGCACAUAUUUAUAUUUCUAAAAUAUUUCAAUAAUUUAUAUUAAAGAGCACUAUUUUUACAAAAGCCAA
Molecule: messenger RNA, 7207 nt
Organism: Corythoichthys intestinalis (scribbled pipefish)
Lineage: Eukaryota; Metazoa; Chordata; Actinopteri; Syngnathiformes; Syngnathidae
Product: suppressor of cytokine signaling 3-like
Exons: 3
Coding region: 398-1030 (210 amino acids)
Biological process (GO): intracellular signal transduction; phosphatidylinositol phosphate biosynthetic process
Cellular component (GO): phosphatidylinositol 3-kinase complex
Molecular function (GO): 1-phosphatidylinositol-3-kinase regulator activity
Source: RefSeq, a predicted model, not a curated record